Apis laboriosa (Himalayan honeybee) is the source of this 3140-nucleotide messenger RNA. Its product is annotated as myb-like protein D. NCBI's taxonomy places the organism in Eukaryota, Metazoa, Arthropoda, Insecta, Hymenoptera, Apidae. The transcript has 4 exons. The record is from RefSeq and is a predicted model, not a curated record. Bases 244 to 2853 code for a protein of 869 amino acids.
GUCACUUCAAAGUUUAUUGGAAUAAUAUAUUUCUUUAAAUAUUAGUAAUUCUAUAAAAACAAUUCUCAUCACGAAAAUUGCUUUAGUAAUUGAUGAUGUUAUGAGGAAAUAUAUUAGAUUGAAACGUAUGUAAACUAUCCACAUUUCUAUUCGAAUUGAACAACAGGGUUAUGAGGCUCCAAUUUCGAAGUCUCGUUAUUCAUAAAUAUUUUUUCAAUAUUUUUUGUAUAAUUUAUAUAUUACAUGAUGGCUGAAAAAUGUAAGGAAUGUGGCUGCAAAUGUCUGGGCUGUAAUCAAAAUGAUCAGCAACAUGGAGAAAUGCAUUUGCAUGUAGAAAUAGAAAAUUUACGUCAACGUUUAUUAGAAAGAGAUAAUCAUAUUGUAACAAUGGAGACACAGUUUUUAAAUGAAGCUGACAAGUUCCCAAAUGGAGAAUUAGCCUCUAUGAAGGAAGAACUUUUAAUUUGGCAAGAAAAAUAUUCAAGAUUAUAUGAGGCUCAUAAACGUGUUCAGAAAGUAAAUCAAAAUCUUGAAGAUAAAUUAUUGAGGAUUGUAGAUAAAUGUGAAACAGAAAAAAGUGCAUUUACUAAGGAUAUUGCAACUUUAUCUCAUAGAUUAGCUGAUGCAAAUUAUACUAUACAUCGUUUAACUCAAGAUAAUGAAAAAUAUAGGAAUGAUGUAAACUUGGCAAUACAACUUCUUCAAUGUAAACCUUCUAAUUUUGUUGGACAAAAAUAUGAUUCUUUACCUUCCGAAGUACAAGCCAAAGUUAGGACAUAUAUUGCACAAAAGAAACAUUCUAAUGAUACUACAUCUCCUGAUAUAAAAAGUAUCACAGUACCAAUUUCAACAUUUCCUCCAACAGCAAUGGUAUAUAAUGUAACUAAAUCUGUUGAAAAUAAUAGUAAUGAUGAAACAGAUGAAUCUAAACCACCAGUGGAUGUUGUCUCGGCAGCGAUAAUGGCGAAAGUUUUAGAAGAUCGAGAAAAAGAAAGAGUAUUUGGAAAGCAUUGUGAUACAUGUACUUGCCAUAGAAGUAUUUUAAUGGUCGAUGCUGAAACUCAAACUAACAUGCCAAAUGUUUUUUCUUGUAAUGAAUGUACAACAAUAUAUGCACAAAAUGUAGAGAAACAUUCUGAUAAUUUAAAAAAUAUUGAUAAAAAUUGUCAAAAUAAAGGAAGUCAAAAUUCAUUGGUACAUGUAAUCUAUCAUGAGGGAAAUGAAAGUGUUAGUAAUAAAGUACAGUAUCAGAAUAAUUGUACAAAGAAUAGUAAUCAUCAACAAUUAUGCACAAAAGAUAAAUUUUUAAAUAGAAAUAGUAAAAUUAUAGACAGUUUAAAAGACGAUAAUCGUGUAAAUGUUAAUACAAAACUUAAUUUUAAUAAAAAAAAUUCAUUGCGUCAUAAUGAUAUCGUCAAUACGUCACAACAUCAAAAUAUAUAUCAAAAUCAAAACGAAAAUACGACUAAACAGGUAAUAUCUUAUAAAAUUAAUGAUACAUGUGUUAAUGGUAAAACAAAUGUUGAUAAAGGAAAACAAACGAAACUAAAUAAAAAAUGUGAAUUACAAAUUGAUGGUAAAUUUAAUCCAAAUUCUUGGAAUAAAUUGGAUAAGAAAUCUUCUAAUUGUAGUCGUAUAGUUCCUGAAAAUUGUAAAAAUUACUUUGAUAGAAAAGAGCAGAGUCACAUCGAUAUUAUUAACGAUAGAUUAUGGAAAAAUGAAUGGACGAGACUAAAAUCACAGACUAACAAAGAAAGUAAAGAUAAAGUUAACAGUGAUAUUGAGAUUGAUAUAAUUAAUGAUAGGAUUUGGAAAAAUGAUAGAUCAACUCAAGAAACACAACAACAUGCAACGCAAUUAACUUUAAUAGAAGUUAAGAAUAUUGAUAAUGUUGCACAUCAAAAUGAUUCUGGACAAAUAGAAGUGGCCACUAGUCCAACUUUUAGUAGCGAUAGUAUUGUAAUUUCAACUUCCGAUCCUUCCAGUAGUUCUAGUGAUGUCGUUCAAUUAACUGGAAUGCGUGUGCAUAAUGCAUUAGGUAAUUUGAAACCUAAUACGCAAAAUAGAAUAACUGGUCCAAGGAAUUGUCUCGUUAGAGUAACACCUGGAUCGAAGAAUAUUCUUUUAGAUAAUGCUGGUCAUUAUAAAACUGUGUUAUAUACUAGUGGAAAUAAUAAACCAAAUACCGCUUUAGUUCAUUCGAAAAAAAUGUCUCGAUCUGGAUCUGAAAGAUCAAUUUCAACUAGUAGCGAAGAAAGCACACCGAUGUUGUUACAUGACAAUAACCAAUUACAAAGAGUAGCCGAAUGGGUUCAAUCAUCGGUUCACAUGGAUAAUUCUGGAUCAAAUUACACGGAAUUAAAGCCAAAUGAAAACAUAAUAGAUAAUAAAAGUCUUUCUUUAACAUAUUUAGACGAGUCCCAAACAAAUUGCAAAUCAAUUGAAAAUAAUCGAGAAUCAUAUGAUAAUUCUUCAGAAAAUAAAUGCAACAGUUUGAUAAUGGAUAUUCAAGAAUUUGGAAUCAGAAAUUUAAAUAAUGCUGUAAAUAAUUUUUCAUUGGAUGUAAAUAAUACUGAUUUAGAAAAAGAGAAAGAUUUAAUAUCUUUCGAUAUUCCAAUUGAAGAAGAGAAAGUUUUGCCUAAAACAUUAAAAAAAGGAGUCACUGCAGAUUUUGAUUACGAAGUCAAGAUUACUAAAGAAAUGGAAGAAACUUAUUUAAAACUUGCAGCAAGUUUAGAUCCUGUGGCAUUAAGCUUAUCGAGCACGGAUAACGUGGAUUUAACGAUUGAAAAGUAUAGGAAAGAUCACAAGAGAUUUCAAAAGAAUCAUGAUAAAACGGGAUCAAAAAUGUAAAGUAUACCAGCAAAUAUUUCAAAAAAAUUAUUACUAUUUCAGCAGGGAGUUCCUUUAAAAAUAAAACAGAGCAUUAUUUUUUGUAACUACGUGAAACUAAGGCUGUACCAAGAACAGUAGCGUAGAGUAAAACAUUCUAUAUUCACACAUACACUAUAUUGCAGUUGUAGAAUCAUAUUUAUUUAAUUUGUAUAGCUAAUAAUAAUAAUAUCGUAAUAUUUUUGUUUUGUGAAUAAAAAUUGAAUUUCAUAGCAAUUAUGCAAUAUUGCUAGAUAGAAUAUUAUUUA